CCUUUUUCACUUCAUUUGAUAAUCUCCAUAUGAUCAAUAAUCUUAACCUCGUCAAGAAUCAAAAAUCAAAGAAUGACCUCAUUACAUAUGAAACUAACACUGGACACUCUAUGAUCGACUACAUCUUCAUGCACUCUUCCUUAACUCCUAACCUUAUCGACCAAACUGUAGUAAAAGUUGAUGAAGACUUGUCUGACUAUGCCAUUGUUUAUGCAACUAUCUCUUUAGCAUCUAUUAAUCUGUCUUUUACCCAACGUGCUGCAAUCAAAAAACUAAUAUUUUGA
Funneliformis mosseae is the source of this 284-nucleotide messenger RNA. The record is from the annotation of a GenBank genome assembly. Lineage: Eukaryota; Fungi; Glomeromycota; Glomeromycetes; Glomerales; Glomeraceae.